UCUGCAACUACUCACCUGAGUCCUGCUUUUCUCUCUCUCUAAUCCCGCUCUCCUCUCUCUCUCUCUCUCACACACACACAUUAGUACUACUCUUUCCUCAGUUAGCAACUCUUCAAGUUUAUGUUUCUACUGUGAUCCACUGGGAAAUUUCUUUUUUUCACAUUUUGAUUAGCUCUAUCUUGCAAGUGGGCAGUGAAUUUUGGGUUAAAAAUCGAAUCUUUUUGGGGUUUGGAGUAAUUUAAUGGGUAUUUGCUAUUCGUCGGCUAAUGGAAAGCGGAGCACGGGGUGGGAGACCGGCGACAAAAAGUCGGAUUCCCGGUUGAAAAAGAGUAGCUCCGGCGAUUUCGCAACCUUCAUCAGUAAGUUAAGCGGCGGCGGCGGCGGAGGCGCAGCCGCCGUUGUAGCCGAGGAGCGGACGUUGCAUCAAAUCCCGGGGCGGCUGUUCUCGAAUGGGGCCAGCCGCAUCGCUAGCUUGUACACUCAGCAGGGCAAGAAAGGGACUAAUCAAGAUGCCAUGAUCGUUUGGGAGAAUUUCUGCACUGGAGGCGAUGCCAGCGCGACAUUUUGUGGAGUUUUUGAUGGUCAUGGUCCUUAUGGUCACAUGGUAGCGAGGAAAGUGCGCGAUACUCUUCCAAUUUUGCUGCGUUCUCAGUGGGAAAGUAAGGCUGAAGAUGACCAAAAUCAUGUGCAAGAAAAUGUGGGGUUUGAAGGAAUGAGGCAAUUCGAUGACUUCAUGGAUGAGGAUGGAUGUGAGUCGGUCGAAGCAGAGGAAGUUGAGAAAGUGCCUGAGAUGCAUAUUCCACUCAAGAAUUCAAUGCUCAAGGCUUUCAAGUUGAUGGAUAAGGAACUGAAGUUGCAUCCGUCUAUUGACUGCUUUUGCAGUGGUAGUACCACUGUUGCCUUGAUAAAGCAGGGUCUGGAUCUUAUAAUUGGGAAUGUGGGUGACUCGAGAGCAGUACUUGCAACCCGGGAUAAGGACAAUGUUUUGGCAGCUGUGCAAUUAACUGUCGACUUGAAACCUAAUCUUCCAAGGGAAGCUGCUAGGAUCCAGAAAUGUAAAGGAAGAGUUUUUGCCUUGCAAGAUGAACCAGAAGUAGCACGUGUAUGGCUACCGAAUAGUGAUUCACCUGGCUUGGCCAUGGCUAGAGCAUUCGGGGAUUUCUGUCUGAAGGACUUUGGUUUGAUCUCCAUACCGGACGUUUAUCACCACCACAUUAUAGAAAGCGACGAGUUCGUCAUUCUUGCAACUGAUGGGGUGUGGGAUGUUCUCUCCAAUAAGGAAGCCGUGGACAUAGUGGCCUCAGCUCCCGGCCGUGGAACAGCUGCCAGAGCCCUUGUGGAUUGCGCCACCAGAGCGUGGAGGCUCAAGUAUCCAACAUCAAAGAACGACGACUGUGCUGCUGUAUGUUUGUUUCUGGAACAUGCAAAUGAGUCCAAACCCCAAAAUGGCGCGGUAUCUGCUCCUGAAGAGGAAAUCAAGGCUCACUUAGAAGAAGAAACAACCAAGGCUCCCUCUGAGCCGGACCCUGAUUAUCAAAACAUCGAUAGUCCUGUGAGAAAAGAGUCAAGCGAGAUAGUGCCCGUGGUGGAGGAAGAGGAGGAGAAAUCAACUGACAAGAGUGUUGGACAGUCGAGGAGAAGCCUGGCCGAGUGCCUUUUGAGUGCAGAUGAGGAUGAAUGGUCAGCACUCGAAGGUAUAACACGAGUUAAUAGCCUUCUUAGUCUGCCCCGGUUCUUGCCUUUGGAUAGAAGAAGCACGAGUUGGAGAAAAUGGUUAUGAUAUACUAUUCAAGUUUUGGCCUGAGAACUACCAAAUCCUAUCUGAGAAGAAGCAGUAGAGAAAAAUGAAGGGGGAACUGUUGAUGGAUUUGGUACCAGAAUUUUGUAUGUUCUUACUCUGCUCUGCAAAACUCUAUAUAUUAGAUACUUGUCAUUUUGCUUCUUUGUAAAACUCAGGUGUUCAAAAAUAAUCUCACCAUUCAAAUUUUAGGGCGAAACACUUAUAUAAAUAUUGAUCCAAUCGAGUUCAAUUAAGCUACUGA
This is a messenger RNA of Salvia hispanica, 2042 nucleotides long. Its product is annotated as putative protein phosphatase 2C 66. Gene Ontology annotation, molecular function: protein serine/threonine phosphatase activity. The record is from RefSeq and is a predicted model, not a curated record. Gene Ontology annotation, biological process: protein dephosphorylation. NCBI's taxonomy places the organism in Eukaryota, Viridiplantae, Streptophyta, Magnoliopsida, Lamiales, Lamiaceae.